Rasamsonia emersonii CBS 393.64 is the source of this 1218-nucleotide messenger RNA. RefSeq lists its product as uncharacterized. Bases 1 to 1218 code for a protein of 405 amino acids. The record is from RefSeq and is a predicted model, not a curated record. NCBI's taxonomy places the organism in Eukaryota, Fungi, Ascomycota, Eurotiomycetes, Eurotiales, Trichocomaceae. The transcript has a single exon.
AUGUGGCUGUUCCGCGGCGUGCAGUCGGCCAUCUUCUACUACGCGACCUGUACGCCAUGUGCCACUGCCGGCGACCGCAGACGACGCAAGAGGGAAGCUGCCCGAACCCAGCGAGAGAAGGCCCGCGAGGCCGCCAUUGUCACCGACCAGCCCCGAGUCUUUCCCCAACCGACCCCUUUCAGCACAAACGCAGGAUGGGCCGAGGAAAUCGCCCUCGGUCCUGGGCCCCCUGCUCGCCGAGGCGGGCACCGGCCGGCCAACAAUCGUUCUGCACACCACCUGGACGGGACGGCACCUCGACUGUCCGGCAUGUCCAGCAGCACCUUGGGAGACGAAUCUCCGUCUCGAAAGGAGAAGGGAGGACUGGGCGAUCGGCUGCAUUGGAUGCGAUAUCAGCGGGAAGAUGAGCCGCUUUGGGGCCAGGAGGAGAUGCAGGAAGUACGAGGGUCGUCGGUAGGCAUCUCCGGCCGGGGACGGGCCGAAACGAACCAUUCGAGCCGAUAUUACAUCGCCAAAGUGCCUCCGGUGAAUGACCUGCAUCCGCCGAUUGUGAGCGGUCCCACCAGUCGAGCCGAAGUACGAUGGAUGCUGCAGCCGCCUCCGCCAGCUCGAGUCAUGGCGGGGAAGGAGAGAUAUUCGUCGGUGCGUAGCAGUCGGGAGGGCAGUAUACGAAGGAAGAACGGGCAUGGCCGGGUUUCUGAUACAGGGGAGGAAGACGAGGCGCAAGUUGGACAGUCGAGCCAACCUGUGGAGCAGACGAAGGCAUCUGCGGAAAUCAAACCCAAUUCGAGUCGGAAACCCGACAAAAAAGGCCAUCGGCCUCCCCCUAUUACCGUCGUCGGCGGACACCGCACGAUGGACAGCCAGGAGGAUGACUCGCCUCGACGAGUACCACUGGCGACGAUUGCGUCGCACUCGAAAUCGGCGGCAUAUGACGAGUUCCAUUUGCAGAUAUCGUCCGCGAUGAAUUCGCGGUCGAAUUCGCUGUCCAGCCUGGGAUCGCCGGCCGAGUCGCUGCCGUGGACGGAGACGCUAUAUUCGCGUCCAGGCUCGAAAGCAACGGAUGACAGCGGCAAGGCGUUUCACUCGUCGCUCUCCAAUGUGAUUAGCCCUGUGCAUCGCGGCCACAAGAAGGUGGAGGCCGUGCAUGUUGAGAUUAGCGAGGAGGAAGGACAGAUACAGGAGAUCCGGCCAUGGCGGUGGAGCUUCGACAUAUAG